AGAAACCGCGAGAAUAAAACACGAGGAACAAGGAGAGUUCAUGGAAGAAAAAGAGGAGAAUACAGAAUCAAAUGAAGCUGAGGAGAAAAAUCUGGUCAAAACUGGAGGAAAACAUUUGAUUUGCUCUCAAACCAAACGGAAAGAUUUAAAGAAAAAAAGAGCCAAGAAGUUUUUCAACUGCACUCAGUGUGGAAAGAGAUUGAAACACCGAUUCAGUUUAAAGCGUCACAUGAGAAUUCAUACGGGAGAGAAACCAUUCACUUGUAAUCAGUGCGGGAAGAGUUUCAAACAAUCACCUAACUUCAAGAGUCACAUGAAAAUCCACACUGGAGAGAAGCAGCACGCAUGUUAUCAAUGUGGUAAAAUGUUUUUAUGGGCUUCACUUCUAAAGAAACACUUGAAAGUUCAUGCGAAAGAGAAACCACAUCCAUGUCAUUUGUGUGGUAAGAGUUUUUUGCAUCUACAAAGUUUGAAAGUACAUCAGAAAAUACAUACUGGUCUGAGAGAGUGCAUGUGCUUUGAGUGUGAAAAUACAUUUAGUUCAGUGAGUAGUUUAAAACUGCACGAAAGGAUCCACACUGGAGAGAAACCUUUCAAGUGUUCACACUGUGACAAGAGAUUUGGUCAGUCAGAACAUCAAAAAAUACAUGAGAGGAUCCACACUGGAGAGAAACCUUAUAAAUGUUUACACUGUGAGAAAAGAUUCAGUGUUUCAUCAAGUCUGAAAACACAUGAGAGGAUUCACACUGGAGAGAAACCUUAUAAGUGUGCACACUGUGACAAGAGAUUCAUUCAGUCAGUACAUCUAAAAAAACAUGAAAGGAUCCACACUGGAGAAAAACCUUAUAAAUGUUCACACUGUGACAAGAGAUUCAGUAAUUCAUCAAGUCUGAAAACACAUGAGAGGAUUCACACUGGAGAGAAACCUUAUAAGUGUUCACACUGUGAUAAGAGAUUCAGUAAUUCAUCAAGUCUGAAAACACAUGAGAGGAUUCACACUGGAGAGAAACCGUAUAAGUGUGCACACUGUGACAAGAAAUUUAAUCAGUUGGUAAGACUGAAAACACAUGAGAGGAUCCACACUGGAGAGAAACCUUAUAAGUGUUCUCAAUGUGACCAGAGAUUUAUUAAUUGGCCAAGUCUGAUAAGACACAAGAGGAUUCACACUGCAGAGAAACCUUAUAAAUGUUCACACUGUGACCAGAGAUUUCUUAAUUGGCUAAGUAUGAAAAAACACGAGAGGAUCCACACUGGAGAGAAACCUUAUAAGUGUUCUCACUGUGACCAGAGUUUUAAUCAUUUGACAAAUCUGAAAAAACAUGAGAGGAUCCACACUGGAGAGAAACCUCAUAAGUGUUCUCACUGUGACCAGAGAUUUAAUUAUUUGCCAAGUCUGAAAAAACAUGAGAGGAUUCACACUGGAGAGAAACCUUAUAAGUGUUCACACUGUGACAAGAGAUUCAGUGAUUCAUCAAGUCUGAAAACACAUGAGAGGAUUCACACUGGAGAGAAACCUUAUACAUGUUCAAACUGUGACAAGAGAUUCAGUAACUCAUCAAGUCUGAAAAAACAUGAGAGGAUCCACACUGGAGAGAAACCUCAUAAGUGUUCUCACUGUGACCAGAGAUUCAGUGAUUCAUCAAGUCUGAAAACACAUGAGAGGAUUCACACCGGAGAGAAACCUUAUAAGUGUGCACACUGUGACAAGAGAUUCAGUGUUUCAUCAAGUCUGAAAACACAUGAGAGGAUUCACUCUGGAGUGAAACCUUAUAAGUGUGCAUACUGUGACAAGAGAUUCAGUGAUUCAUCAAGUCUGAAAACACAUGAGAGGAUUCACACUGGUGAGAAACCCUAUAAGUGUGCACAGUGUGACAAGAGAUUCAGUGUUUCAUCAAGUCUGAAAACACAUGAGAGGAUUCACACUGGCGAGAAACCUUACAAGUGUGCACACUGUGACAAGAGAUUCAGUGAUUCAUCAAGUCUGAAAACACAUGAGAGGAGUCACACUAGAAAGAAACCUAAUAAGUCUUAACACUUUGACAAUAGAUUCAGUGAUUCAUCUGGCAUACCCCCCAGAAAGACAUGUUUAAAGACAUGGAACCCCCCCCCCCCAACACACAGACACACACCUACUUAUUCCUAAAAAUCAAGCCAAGAAAAACAUUCACUGAAUGGAGACAUCAACUAACAUUUGGACUUUGCAUUGACUAGGAUCACAGACUUGAGGAGUUCACACCUUGCUGAUGAACAGGGGGUCGUUUGGAUGGGAAUUUAACUCUAAACUAACUCAUGUUACAUUAUAUUCUGUUUCUCUAGAAACACGACCAUUGCACCAGUCACACUGAGACAUGUCAACAGAUACACAAUGAAAUUUUUUUUUAUAUAAUCGUUCUGCUUGAACCUGAGAGGGAAUGAUGGGUAAAUAAAGGACGUUUUGAAGAAAAAACAGAUGCAAAGAAAAGGAAAAAGUUUUCCCCCAUCUUCACUUUGAAAACAUGUAUUCGUAUUGUCUGUAUCUUGAGAGAUCAAAGUUUCUAAGGUCAUUUCAGCCUUUCACUUGUAACAGGCUAAGCGUUACUUGGGUUUUAUAUUGUAUUUUCCUUGUCUAUUGCCUAAAGAGUUGACAAGCGUAAUACCACUAGGACCUCUUGAGGGCACUAGUGAGUAAUUGUUACAGGAUAUCAGCCUGGUAGUCAGAGAGCAAGUGUGUUCAUUUGGUAGAGGGUAGUGGUGGAAAUUAUGAUUCUUUCUAGAGAUUCGUUAAUUUUCAGUUCGUUCACCAAAAUGAUU
This is a messenger RNA of Carassius auratus (goldfish), 2790 nucleotides long. RefSeq names its product zinc finger protein 658B-like. The coding region runs from base 41 to 2032 and encodes 663 amino acids. The transcript is spliced from 2 exons. NCBI's taxonomy places the organism in Eukaryota, Metazoa, Chordata, Actinopteri, Cypriniformes, Cyprinidae. The record is from RefSeq and is a predicted model, not a curated record.